Messenger RNA from Gigantopelta aegis, 911 nucleotides. RefSeq names its product multiple epidermal growth factor-like domains protein 10. Lineage: Eukaryota; Metazoa; Mollusca; Gastropoda; Neomphalida; Peltospiridae. The record is from RefSeq and is a predicted model, not a curated record. Bases 1 to 462 code for a protein of 153 amino acids. The transcript has 4 exons.
AUGGAUGGAAUCAGACUGUACAAAGGAAUGUGCAAACUUUACAUAUGGUUUGCAGUGUGCAAGCGAAAAUGUUUUGGAACCUCGUCUUGUGAUCACGUAACUGGGAAAUGUGAUGAUGGCUGUGAUCGAGGAUAUCAGAGUGAAGACUGUACAGCGAGUUGCGAUUCGAAGCAUUAUGGUGUGAAUUGUGAAUCACUGUGUGAAGACAGACACUGCAAUGGGGAACAACUCUGUCACACUGAACUGGGAUACUGUAAUGGUGGAUGUCUCACAGGGUGGACUGGACUUACCUGUGUUGAAGGCACUUUAGAAGUCGGAAUUCUCAACACAACAACGCCUCACGUUCAUUUAUUUAUUCCACGUCACGUGGUCGAACGGAAGCAGAGCCGAGUGGCCUUGACAGUGGGAGUGGCUAUGUUAAUGGAGGCCAAACCAAUGAAUAUGAACAGAUCGAUGUAUUAAACUCGCCACAAAAUGAUUAUGAUAAAAUAACAGGCGUUUAGAUACAUAUAAAUGACAUACGUUUUCGUUUUAUCCUGUUUUGUUUUGGGGUUGUUGUUGUUUAGUUGUUGUUAUUGUCAAACGGAUGAGAUUAUUCUUUGGCUAGCUCUAGACAACAAAAUAUUACUAUAAAAUAUUUAAAGGCUUAUCAGAUAUCAUAUGGUAACGCCAGAUCAAUCAUAUAAGAAAUAUAUGAUUGUGUCCAUUUGUGGCCACAAAAUGCCCAAAAUGGCAACUUUGCCUUACGUAGGUUCAAUAAGACUGCUAUUUGUGGAAUCAGCACCAAUUUGUACAUAAAGUAGGCUUUUCAAACUUUCCUUACCUAAAAGUCUGAUUAAAGUCAUAUACCUCCUUAAUCUGUAUUUUUGUGCAUAAAAUAUCUAUGGCUGUGCAUUAAAGUUGUUACUGAU